Messenger RNA from Cataglyphis hispanica, 4499 nucleotides. Its product is annotated as zinc finger matrin-type protein CG9776-like. The record is from RefSeq and is a predicted model, not a curated record. Gene Ontology annotation, cellular component: nucleoplasm. The transcript is spliced from 9 exons. The coding region runs from base 185 to 3805 and encodes 1206 amino acids. Gene Ontology annotation, molecular function: nucleic acid binding; zinc ion binding. Lineage: Eukaryota; Metazoa; Arthropoda; Insecta; Hymenoptera; Formicidae. Gene Ontology annotation, biological process: negative regulation of DNA-templated transcription; positive regulation of DNA-templated transcription.
GCCAUCAUCACGUUAUCUUUAUCCGUUGUACAUCCAGGUUUAUCUACGAAGCGUUGCGGCAUGUCGAGUGCUAUCACUAUUUUUUAGCAUUAUUGACACGCCGAGAUUUUAACGAAUUGUACGUUAUCUAGAAUUUAACAAACCAGGAACUGUUCGGUCAAGAACUUUGAAGCAAGUAUUAGUAAUGGAAUCGGAAUCCAGACGCAAGGGCCCUAGGAGUCCCAGUGCUGAUUCAGACGACUCCUCGCAUGCCAGAAGAAGAAGGAAGUAUGAUCGAUCGCCGUCUCCGAGACGAAGCAGAUAUCGCAGGUCGCGGUCUAGAGACAGAAGAUCUCGUUCGAGUUCCAGAGACAGAAGACGGAAGGAAUCCAGCAGAUCGCAAGACAAUUGGAAACAACCUCCUCCAUCUCAAUCUCAGAGUUCUGUACCGAAUCCAAACAAUUCUACUGGUUAUGUUUCAGCAGUACAUAAUCAAUACCAGGCACCCCCACCAAACACAAGUCAGCCACCACCACCUAUAUCUGCUUAUAAUCAGGGAUAUAACAAUUACGGCUACAACUAUGGCACGGGUUAUGACUACAGUUAUCAACAACCUGCUGGAUAUCGAAGUGAUUAUCCACCACCCAACUGGCAAGGAAGUCAAGUAACAUAUAACAAUCAGCAAGCACCACCACCUCCAUCAUUGACAUCUCAACAAGAAUCGUCAAGACCAAUUGACAGUGGUUCUUCUGGUUUAGUGACAUCUUUAACAAGACCUGAGGAUGUCAAAAAAGAAGCAGCAAUCGCAGCUGAAGUAAAACAACAGAAAGCGACAUUGGCUAAGCAACGAGAGGAAUAUGUUCUAAAAUCUGCUACGCUGCAGCGUGAACUGGAAAUUCUGCGUCAACAGUGUGACGAGAUAGGCAAAGAGGGUGGACGCGAAAAUAAUCGAAUUAUAAAAGAAAAUCAGAAAUUGCAGGUCGAGAUACAAAAUAAAAUGAAAUCUAUUCACAAUGUCAUCGAUAUGCUCACUGGCAUCAUUGGUGACGAAGUUACUGUGGAUGACCUGAAGAGCAAAUUUAAAUUAGAAUUAAAUAAGCGUUCAAGAAGCCCGAAAGAAGAUUUUCCGAAAGGAAAGUCUCCUUCGCCUGACAGAUCAUCGGUUUCCGAUACAGAUAAGGAAUCCAAAGCGGAAAGAGAUGUUAGGGAGAGAAGAUCAUCAGAGGAUAAGCCUAUGUACAAUUUCGUUCACUACGAUCCCGAAAUGCAUUGGUGUAAAGUCUGCGAUAUCUUUCCUAAGACAGCAAAGGAAUAUUUAAAUCAUCUACAUAGCAAUGAGCACAAAGAGGCUUGUUUAGAACGCAAGAUUGUUGAUAUGCCAUGGCAUGAGCGAAAUGGUGAAGGGACAGAGAAAGAAGUACCCUAUUAUCCUGGACUGCCGACGAAAAGAACACCUAUCAAAGGGCUACAAUUCUUCAGUGCGUCAACAGCUUGGUAUUGCAAACUAUGCGAAUCUUGGAUAGGAGAUCUUCACUGUGCCAGUCUACAUCUGAAGUCUAAACGUCACUCUGAAAACUUUUCUCGUUUCGUGGAGCAAAAUCCGCAUUGGGAAACUGAUUGGAUGGCCGAUCGAGAAAAGGCGUUCUCUGAAGAAAAGCAUAAGCAAAUACAAUUGGAAUUGCAAAAACAAAAAGACGAUGAUCCACCGACAAAGUCGAAGAAGUCUAAGAAGAACAAGAAAAAAUCGAAGAAGGCUAAGAAACGUAGAAACAGAAGUAGUGCUAGUGAUACGUCUAGCGAGUCAGAGAACUCCGACACUGAAUCCGAUCAGGAUACCACAAAGAGUAUACGCGUGGCGAUGCGAAACAAGAUGAAGGCUUCGACACAAGCGAUUCUUAAUGAGGAAAUAGAUUAUCAGCGUUUAAAAUUGAAGGGGCACAAUUGGUCAAAGGCACCGCAGAUAAAUCAAUCACCGCUGCCCGAGCAACAUCCAUCAGAUGCGGAUGACAGGCAACUUCUGAAUUCGAUCAGGGAUAAACUGAAAGCCAAGCAGGAAGAAGAAAUGAAGACUCGCAAAGUAAAUCAAGAGAAAACAAUAGAGGAAGAGGAGGAAGAUUUACAUCAGGAGAGCUAUUCGAAGAAAUCUGAGGAUUUAGAGGCUUGGGGACCGAAGGAACCACCUAAACCAUUCUGGAUAAAGAAGGAAGAGGAGAAGCAAUCGCAGCAACCAAUCACAAAUAAACCAAUCGAGUUGCCGAAACCGGAGGAAAUGCCGAAGCCACAUAUGGGAUUCUGGACGAAGCAACAGGUAAAUAUGACGGUGAAGCCGCCUGAAAGUAAAUCAAUGGACAAAGAAGAUGAAAGGGAUCGCGACAGAGAUCGCUACAAGGAUGAUCGCGAUCGCAAAUACAGUAGCAGGUACGAGAGAAGAAGCCGGCGAGAUAGGGACCGUGACAGGGACAGAGAAAGGGAUCGAGAUCGCGAUUACUAUGAUGAUCGUCGAAAAAGAGACAGGGACAGAGAUAGCAACGAUUCUCCGAGACGCGACAGAAAUUGGCGCGACAAUAGUCCGAAGAGGAAUUAUGACAAGUAUAGUAAAGACAGACGGGGAGAUGAUAAUUCAUCGAAUGAUGAGUCCAAGUUUGAAAAGAAAUCGAACGAGUCCAAAUCGAAAAAAGGCAACGUCCUAAGCAAGAAAUCUGCGCCGCAGGCGGCCAAGGGUAAGUUACCCUUUAUCGGCAGGUUACCUUUGUUCAAGAAGAAGACCGAAGAGCCCAAGUUGCCAGAGAAAGACAUUACUCCGUUGCCCUAUCAGCAGAGCAAGUUCGAGGAUACGCCAAAAGUGCCCAAUGAAAUCAUCAAUCCACCAGGUGUUGUGCAUAUCACCAAGUUAGCUACUCCGUUGAAUUUGAAUAAUAACGGCAGCGCAGCAAUUUCACUGACAAACAAAACUAUUAAUCAGCCUAUGAAAAUCUUAGUGGCACCUCCACCGCCUGUAUUAAACGAAAGCAAACCUACGCCUCAAGUGGUUGACAUGGAAAUAGAUGACCAAUCUGAGGAGACGGUUAUAGAGGAACAAUUGAUAGUGGAGCAACAAAAACAGCAACAACAAACGUCGAGUGUGUCAAAACUGCCGCUACCCCCGCAUCCACCACCGCCAUUGAAUAGACCACCGCCCAGCUUCACGCCAAAUCAGCAACAGCAAUCAGUCGUGCACAAUAGACCGCCGCCAACACCGGUGCAAAGUACACCACCACAAUUUACACCGAAUCGACCGCCUCCGCCGUUUAUGUCGAAUCCACCGCCGUUUGUUCCACCGAGGUUUCCUCCUCGUCAGGCCGUACCGCCACCUGCUGCCUUCAUGACCACUCAGCCGCCACCGAUACCGAGCACCACGGGUUUCGUGCAAAACCAUCCGCAGAAUCCGCCUCCACCUCCGCCACCAUUACCAUCAACAAUAGACUCGAAUGUAACAGUUGCACCGUCGCACUCCGAUGUAUCUGACAUACCAGAGCCAUCGGAGAAACGUUCGGCGGAUCCGAGCAUUCCGUUGCCAGAUGAUCUGCAGGAAGCUCUAAACAUAAUCUUCCCUAAAGAAGAGACAGCAGAAAGCAAACAGCAGCAUCAGCAACAGCAGAAUCAGCAGGAGUCUAGUCUUAUGUAUUCAUCAAUGUACAGUAUGUUGGGCUGCGUUGGAUAUGGACCUGAAUACAUGGAUCAACCACCACCCGAAAUUAUGCAGGAGGCGGAAACAGAGGCGGAUACUCAACCUGGGCCUGAUGAUCUUCGCAUGUUGGGCAUCGACGAGGGAGAUACGAUCCUAUAAAUCACGCUCGCAAAGAUUUUCACACUGGUAGAGAAGAUUGAUCCACGAGAUUUGUAUUAAUAAAAAGACUCUGUUGCUAAUAAUUUACACGCAUAAAGAUUUCCUACUCUGCAUUAGAAAGAGUAGGUCCGUUAUCAUUGAUCCGUCAUUUCUCACUCAUCUCGGCAUGUCGUACGAUAAAUACUUCAUCAGUAAUUAUCAAUUACGUAUCUUCUAUCUUAAAAAACAAAUAUGUGAUAAAAAAGUAAAGAAAAAAGGAAAAAUAAAAUGGCUACAAAAAAAUGGUCUUGAAAUUAUAUAUUGUAAGUACAAGUGAUGCGAUGGUCUGUAAAGAUUACUUAACGAUAUGCAGCAAAACGAAUAUUGUCCAUUAGAUAGUAAUAUUUGUUAUCUCGUUAGUAUCUCAUGAUUUUUUCCCGUCUCGUACCAUGUUCCGUGCAUUUUUUUUUCUUUUUUUUUUCCAUGAUGCAUUAUGAUCCAUUUGAUGUUAAUAUCAGCAAACAUUAGCAACAAUUAAUAUAUGAUUGUCAGGAUCUUAAGUUUCAACUGUAUUAAGAAAGUGUAUUGCAAAAAAUACUCGUUGAAAAUUUGCAAGUAAUCUGGACAAUCUAGCGUCCUUAUCGGAUGUUAUCAAUGAGUUAUGUAUAUCAAAGGACAAAAAGUGUAAUAUUAAUAAAAAAAACAUAAUGUCGUA